Messenger RNA from Selaginella moellendorffii, 1237 nucleotides. Its product is annotated as peroxidase A2. The record is from RefSeq and is a predicted model, not a curated record. The coding region runs from base 76 to 1113 and encodes 345 amino acids. The transcript has 4 exons. Lineage: Eukaryota; Viridiplantae; Streptophyta; Lycopodiopsida; Selaginellales; Selaginellaceae. Gene Ontology annotation, molecular function: peroxidase activity; heme binding. Gene Ontology annotation, biological process: response to oxidative stress; hydrogen peroxide catabolic process.
GUUCCGGAGUAUCCAGUAGUUCCGAAGGAGCAAGUUCCAAAGUUUCCAGCCAUCCCGGGUUUACUUCCCGGUGGCAUGAUACCGAGGCCUGGCGUGGGAGGCUUUCCAUUCCCAGCAGGACGGGGUUUUCCAUUCCCAGGAGGACGACCAUUUCCAUUUCCCGGUGGUGCUACUUCUGCGGAGAUGGGAAUUGCUGUGUUGCGGCCUGGCUUCUACAAGGAGAAGUGCCCCGCUGCCGAGUCUAUCGUGAAGGAAGUCUUGCAGCAGGCCGUGGAAAAGGAUUCCAGAACUGCUGCAAACAUUCUCAGGCUUCAGUUUCACGAUUGUUUCGUUCUGGGAUGUGAUGCUUCCAUACUUCUGGACGAUACGCAUACUUUCAAAGGAGAAAAGACCGCCAAUCCCAACAGGAACUCGGCUCGUGGCUUCGAAGUCAUUGACGAGAUCAAGGCAGCUCUGGAGAAGGAAUGCGAGGGUGUUGUUUCUUGUGCCGACGUUCUCGCCAUUGCUGCACGGGACUCGGUCGUCCUGACUGGAGGCCCGUCGUGGGAAGUUCAUCUUGGUCGUCGAGACAGCCUGACUGCGAGCCGCAGCCUGGCCAACAGAGACAUCCCGCCUCCCAACUCGACGCUUCCGCAGCUCAUCGCCGCAUUUGCCAAGAAGGGCCUGUCCAUCGUGGACUUGGUGGCACUGACGGGCUCUCACACCAUUGGCGUGUCACGCUGCGCCAGCUUCCGGCAGCGCCUCUACAACUUUGCGGGAACUCGUCGGCCAGAUCCGAGCAUCGACCCGGCGCUCCUCCGCAGCCUCGAGCACAUUUGUCCUCCCAAAGGCAACGCGCAGGAGACGACGCCUCUGGACAUCGUCACUCCCACCAAGUUUGACAAUCACUUCUUCGUCGAUCUGGAGCUUCACAAGGGUGUUCUUACGUCGGACCAGGUGCUGUUUGCGCCGUAUGCUCCCACCAGCGCACUGGUUACGGCAUUUGCCUACGACCAGGCAAAGUUCUUCCAGGAGUUUGUAGCGUCCAUGGUGAGGAUGGCUGCCAUCAAGCCGCUGCUGGGAUCGGAGGGCCAGAUCAGGAAGGAGUGCCGGUUCGUCAAUCACAAGUACUGAAGCAGGGUCUUAGUUGCUGUAGCGUUUUUAGCCUUUGAUUCAUUCAUUCUUCCAAGUAAGUACUAAGAUUUUGUGAAGUGAAUCCUUUUAGAUUAAAAGAAGAAAAAAAGUAGAAUGCAUUUUC